CCUUAUCGUUUUACAAGCCUUAAUCAUCCAAGGAAAACAGAGGUAAAUAGUUAAGCAAGUAAAGAAAUGGCAAAAGUUCAACAGAUCACUCUUGUUUCCUUGGCGAUCUGCCUUUCAACCCUCCUCGGCUUCGCCGCCGCCGCCAACCCUGAAGAGAAGUUCAUCGUUGAAGGCCGAGUUUACUGCGACACUUGCCGUGUUGAAUUUGAGACCAAAAUCAGCAAACCAAUUAAGGGCGCAUCAGUGAAAUUGGAAUGCCGGAACAUUACCAACGAGAAAAUCGUGUCGCACAGCCAAGACGUAGUUACCGACGAAGCCGGAGGAUACAAGAUCGAGGUGAAAGGUGAUCACGAAGAUGAGAUCUGUGAAGUGAGCCUGGUGAAGAGUCCAAGGGCUGAUUGCAGUGAACCUACUGAAGUAUGGAGGAAAGCCAGGGUGGUCUUGACAAAGGCAGAUGGUGUCAGUGGGAUUUAUCGAUUCGCCAACAAUCUUGGGUACAUGAAGAAGGAAGCUCUUCCUGAAUGCAAGAAAGUUCUUACAGAAAUGGGAUAUUUUGAACUUCAAGAUGAAAUUGGGGAGGAAGUUGAAGGUCAUUCUACUGCCCCAUGAUCUCACUUCUAAAAACCUUUGCCCAUGUAAUAAAAAUUAAUUGCAUCUAUAGUAAUAUUAAAUCUCUAAAUUAUCCAAA
Gossypium raimondii (Peruvian cotton) is the source of this 688-nucleotide messenger RNA. RefSeq names its product anther-specific protein LAT52. NCBI's taxonomy places the organism in Eukaryota, Viridiplantae, Streptophyta, Magnoliopsida, Malvales, Malvaceae. Bases 67 to 609 code for a protein of 180 amino acids. The record is from RefSeq and is a predicted model, not a curated record. The transcript has 2 exons.